Molecule: messenger RNA, 810 nt
Organism: Lodderomyces theae
Lineage: Eukaryota; Fungi; Ascomycota; Pichiomycetes; Serinales; Debaryomycetaceae
Gene: NIF3
Product: Nif3p
Exons: 2
Coding region: 1-810 (269 amino acids)
Cellular component (GO): mitochondrion; cytoplasm
Source: RefSeq, a predicted model, not a curated record
AUGUCGAAGACGUCAGUCAAGCGUGUAGUCAACGCAACUUUAGCCGACAAGUCUUGGGAUAACACUGGUUUACUAUUAGACUCUAGCGUGGAAGAUGCAGCACAACAGAACUCCCCAAUCAAGGUGUUGCUCACCAUUGAUCUAACCCAAUCAGUUGCUGAUGAAGCCAUAAACAAAGGGGCAAAAUUCAUAAUGGCAUAUCACCCUUUCAUCUUUCGUGGACUAAAGUCAAUAACACCACAAGAUCCUCAGCAAAGGUCGUUGUUGAGGUUGGUGAAAAAUGACAUCAGUGUGUAUUCACCUCACACUGCGGUUGAUAGUGCCAAAGGAGGAGUGAAUGAUUUCCUAGUUGAUGCAAUUGCAGGUAAGUCAAAUGUCCAAAACUCUGCCCCAAUUGAACCUGACUCAUCUAACCCUGAAUGCGGAAUGGGAAGACUCGUCAAUCUUAAACAACCAAUUAACUUGAAGGCUCUUGUUCCAAGGGUGAAAGAGCAACUUGGUCUCGAUCAUGUACAUGUCGCUGAAUCUAAAAACGGACCAGAUCACGAAAUUAGAUCAAUUGCUAUUUGUGCAGGAUCUGGAGGCGGUGUGUUCAAGGGCUUGCAAGCUGAUUUAUACUUUACUGGAGAACUAUCCCAUCAUGAAGCUCUAUUCUUCAAGGAAAGUGGAUCCUCGGUGAUCUGCUGUAAUCACUCCAACACGGAGCGCCCGUUUUUGAGGUAUAUCAAAGAACAACUAGAAAGCGAGCUCCAAUCGAGUGAUGAGGUUAUUAUUAGUGCGACUGAUAGAGACCCAUUUCAAACUUGGUGA